UCGGGUUUGCUGCCAGCGGCGUGAGCUUCGGCCGCCAUUUUACAACAGCUCCACUCGCGCCGGACACAGGGAGCAGCGAGCACGCGUUCCCCGUCACCCGACCCCGUCGGACAGGAUUCCUCGGCCGCAGCCCCGCGGGGAGAUCUCUGGAAACAUGGCUACAGAACAUGUUAAUGGAAAUGGUACUGAAGAGCCCAUGGAUACUACUUCUGCAGUUAUCCAUUCAGAAAAUUUUCAGACAUUGCUUGAUGCUGGUUUACCACAGAAAGUUGCUGAAAAACUAGAUGAAAUUUACGUUGCAGGGCUAGUUGCACAUAGUGAUUUAGAUGAAAGAGCUAUCGAAGCUUUAAAAGAGUUCAAUGAAGACGGCGCAUUGGCAGUGCUUCAACAGUUUAAAGACAGUGAUCUCUCUCAUGUUCAGAACAAAAGUGCCUUUUUAUGUGGAGUCAUGAAGACUUAUAGGCAGAGAGAGAAACAAGGGACCAAAGUAGCGGACUCUAGUAAAGGACCAGAUGAGGCGAAGAUUAAGGCACUCUUGGAACGAACAGGCUACACACUUGAUGUGACUACCGGACAGAGGAAGUAUGGAGGACCACCUCCAGAUUCCGUUUAUUCAGGUCAGCAGCCUUCUGUUGGCACCGAGAUAUUUGUGGGGAAGAUCCCCAGAGAUCUGUUUGAGGAUGAGCUUGUUCCAUUAUUUGAGAAAGCUGGACCUAUAUGGGAUCUUCGUUUAAUGAUGGAUCCGCUCACUGGUCUCAACAGAGGUUAUGCGUUUGUCACUUUUUGUACAAAAGAAGCAGCACAAGAGGCUGUUAAACUGUAUAAUAAUCAUGAAAUUCGUUCCGGAAAGCACAUUGGUGUCUGCAUCUCAGUUGCCAACAAUAGGCUUUUUGUGGGCUCUAUUCCUAAGAGUAAAACCAAGGAACAGAUUCUUGAAGAAUUUAGUAAAGUGACAGAGGGUCUCACAGACGUCAUUUUAUACCACCAACCAGACGACAAGAAAAAAAACAGAGGCUUUUGCUUUCUUGAAUAUGAAGACCACAAAACAGCUGCCCAGGCAAGGCGUAGGUUAAUGAGUGGUAAAGUCAAAGUCUGGGGAAAUGUUGGAACUGUUGAGUGGGCUGAUCCUAUUGAAGAUCCUGAUCCUGAAGUUAUGGCAAAGGUAAAAGUGCUGUUUGUACGCAACCUUGCAAACACCGUAACUGAAGAAAUUUUAGAAAAGUCAUUUAGUCAGUUUGGGAAACUGGAACGAGUGAAGAAGCUAAAAGAUUAUGCUUUCAUUCAUUUUGAUGAACGAGAUGGUGCUGUCAAGGCUAUGGAAGAAAUGAAUGGUAAAGACUUGGAGGGAGAAAAUAUUGAGAUUGUUUUUGCUAAGCCACCAGAUCAGAAGAGGAAAGAAAGAAAAGCUCAGAGGCAAGCAGCAAAGAAUCAAAUGUAUGAUGAUUACUACUAUUAUGGUCCACCUCAUAUGCCCCCACCAACAAGAGGUCGAGGGCGUGGAGGUAGAGGUGGCUAUGGAUAUCCUCCAGAUUAUUAUGGAUAUGAAGAUUAUUACGAUUAUUAUGGCUAUGAUUACCAUAACUAUCGUGGUGGAUAUGAAGAUCCAUACUAUGGUUAUGAAGAUUUUCAAGUUGGAGCUAGAGGAAGGGGUGGUAGAGGAGCAAGGGGUGCUGCUCCAUCCAGAGGUCGUGGGGCUGCUCCUCCCCGUGGUAGAGCCGGUUAUUCACAGAGAGGAGGCCCUGGAUCAGCAAGAGGCGUUCGUGGUGCGAGAGGAGGUGCCCAACAACAAAGAGGCCGCGGGCAGGGAAAAGGGGUCGAGGCCGGUCCUGACCUGUUACAAUGAAGACUGACUUGCUAUGUGGGAUUACACCAGAAGCUUGCAGUGGAGUAAUGGUAAGGAAAAUCAAGCAACCUUAAAUAUCUCGGAUGUAUAGGAGCAUAUUCUAUUACAGAAGACCUUCCUGUGAAGAUCAUGGAAUCAAAUACGGGACGUUGAACUAAUACUUGGACUUUGAUAUGAAUUUCUUUAACAAUUUUCUCUGCAGUGCAAGUUAUUAAACUAAAGCUACUCUAUUUUCCAAAUGUGUUCCAACAAAAAUCCUUCAUAACUUCUAGCAUGGUAUCUUAAUAAAGAAUAAAGUUCUUCUCUUUAAAAAAUCUGCUCUAAGUAGAUUUUUCCCCCUUUUUUAAAAUUAAGGAUUCCAGCAGUGGUAUUCUGAAAUAUUCUCUUGAAUUUGUGCAUUUAAAUUUUAUUGCAGUGAUACAGAUGAAUGCCACUGUUGGUACCCUUAAAUUUUUAUUUCUGCUCACCAAGGUUAAUCAUGAUUGUCUAUAUCUUUUUUAUAGUAAUCACUUUUGAAUUGUGUUCAGAUGCAGUUUCAGGUGUAAUCAUCAGAGCUGGUUAGUCAGGCAUUCCAGAUAGUGGUUCUUUUCAGAACCUUUUUAAAAGGGUUGGUUAACUACCUCAGUAGCAGAGGAUUGAACUAUACCCUGUCUGUACUGUACAUAGAAAAAUCUUUGUAGAUAAAAGCAAGGCUUGUUAAAUAUGAUAUGAGGGUAAGAUUUUAAUAUACCAAAUGUAACAUUCUUAGUUGCCUUUAGUUUCAGAGGCUUGUAAGACUUCCUCAUGACCAUCAUAACAGGCCUUGCUUUUGUCGUAUUUUGUGGCUGAAAAAGCAGCCUUGCUUCUUCAGAUAUUGUAGUUAUUUGGAUGUAUAAUAGUUUAGCAAGAUGUUACUUUUGUAAGACAUCAGAUGUUCAAAAAAAGUGCAUCCGAACUUGUACUAAAUACUGCAGUGUCCCUUUAUAAAAAGUCAGACUAAAACUGACAGUUGUACAGCAAAGCCUGACAUUUGGAUAUUUUGAAGUUUUUUCAUAAAUCAUAGAAAUUAGUAUAUGGCUGUAGUUUAGCUUUUUAGGUAAAAGGUAUGUUUCAUUAGUGCAUUUGUUACUGCUGAUCACUAUAAAAAUGUGAAUCAGCUUUCCAUUUCUUAUGCAGGUCAUGAUAACUUGUAGAAUAGAGUACAAUCAUUUGUGCUAUGUUUUUAAUUUUCUAAAGCACCUUGAUGACAGUGAGUGUUCAGUGGUGAAGCAUCCUCUAUUGAAUCACCCUCAAAAAAUUUUGCCAAGUCCUAAGUUGAUAGCUUAAAGUCAAAAGUAAAAUUACAGUUGAAGUAGGACUUGGUGUAAAGAAAUACCUUCUCCCCUUCCCCAAAGGGAUACUGCAGUUAUAUCACAUACCAAUAGGCACCACGAUGAAGAUCAGAACUUAUACCUAAUUAAGGUUUUAUACACACCAGUUCCCCAGUAAAUGCAAAUUUAACAAAAUUAGACAUGUCAUAUGUUCAAAAUGCUCAUGGCAAACAAUCAUUUUGCAUUCCUGCAAAUAAAAUUGUUUUAUACUGUAA
Molecule: messenger RNA, 3407 nt
Organism: Acomys russatus (golden spiny mouse)
Lineage: Eukaryota; Metazoa; Chordata; Mammalia; Rodentia; Muridae
Gene: Syncrip
Product: synaptotagmin binding cytoplasmic RNA interacting protein
Exons: 12
Coding region: 155-1843 (562 amino acids)
Biological process (GO): CRD-mediated mRNA stabilization
Cellular component (GO): nucleus; CRD-mediated mRNA stability complex; ribonucleoprotein complex
Molecular function (GO): mRNA 5'-UTR binding
Source: RefSeq, a predicted model, not a curated record